Dioscorea cayenensis subsp. rotundata (Guinea yam) is the source of this 1055-nucleotide messenger RNA. RefSeq lists its product as uncharacterized. Bases 167 to 835 code for a protein of 222 amino acids. The record is from RefSeq and is a predicted model, not a curated record. The transcript is spliced from 2 exons. NCBI's taxonomy places the organism in Eukaryota, Viridiplantae, Streptophyta, Magnoliopsida, Dioscoreales, Dioscoreaceae.
AGCUUGAUGGGAAAGAGACUUAUCAGGCAAUAGAUGAGGCGGGGGCCAUAAACUUUCUCCUUAACUUUCUUUUUCUUUUUAUAUAUAAUUUACAAGCCAUUUCAUUAUUCUCUCUUAACAAAGAAGAGACUGAAGAAGAAGAAAGAAGAAGAGAUUACAAGUGAGAAUGGAUGAUGUCCAAGAGAAGUUCUCAAGUUCUUGGAUGUGGAGUAGCCAUCAAUGGCUUCAAUGCACACUCUCUGAGCUUGAUCAAAACAUAGCAGUCAUAUCAAAACUGAUUCAAGAACAAGAUGGUCAUUCACUCGCCAAUGAUAAACUUGAUCUCAUGAAAACAAUAAAAGAGUUUGAGAAUUCUUUUCGCUUGUUAGUCAAAUUCUUCCAUCAGUUAUCGGCUCGAUCAUCAAUCAACCGACACUCUAUCGACUCCACUUCCAAGCUAUACUCUCCCAACUCGACGAUAGAAAACUUUACUUAUAAUAAAAAGAUUUCAAUCUCAAGCUCUGAUGCCAUGUUAGAUGACAUAGCAAUACUUGUGGAGGACAACCACAAACAUUUGAAGGAGUUAGCUACAAGAUAUGAAGAGAAGAGACAAGUGAAUAGAGAUUUAUGGAUUAGGGUUGAGAAGUUGAUGGAAGAGAAGCAUGAACUUAUGGAGGAGCACAACAAGUUAAUGCAUGAGAAUGAGACACUCCAUGAUGAACUCAAACGGUUGAAGAUUAAUGACAACAAGGAUUAUUUUUCUCACAAAGUUAUGAACAAGAAGAACACAAACAUUGGCUCUCACUUGUUUAAUUUGAAGACUAUCAUCCUUGGUGCAUUAUCUAGAGCUCAUUAAUUUAAUUAAGUUUGUCUUAGCUAGUGAAACUAAGUAAAGACCUCGUUGUUAUUGUAUUUUGCUAGCUGAAAAUAAAUUAAAUAAAUCCAAGUAUCUCUAGUUAUCAAUGUAUUAAAGGUUAUAUACCCUUUAUUGAUUCAUGUGAAAUGAGUGAGAGGUUGAAAAACAAGAAGGGGAAAACAGUGAGUAUGAUAGUGGGGGUCCUCCACCAUAAGUUGUC